AUGACUGAUGACAUACUGCAUCAGUGUAGGAGGGAAGCUCGACAGCCUGACAUGGACUAUAGUGAUGAUAUGUACAACGAGUGUCUCUUUCGACUACAGGAAUUAGUACAGCAGAUGAGUGGACAGAAACUUGAGCUACUAUCAAAUGGGAAGACAGCACAUUCAACAUUCAAGAUACCGCUUAAUCUCAUGACCACAGACCUUCCUAUGUGCAACCUCAAGCGAGGUUCAUCAAAGGCUACACUCCUACAGGAAUGUGCCGUUAUAUUUUGGGACGAGGCAACCAUGGCUAACAAACUAGCUUUUGAGGCUUUAGAUCGCACAUUACAAGACCUAAGGCAGUCCUCAAGACCAUUUGGCGGUAUCUUAGUUGUCCUGUCUGGGGACUUUCGUCAGACAUUACCAGUCAUUCGAGGAGGUACACGUGCCAAUGAAAUUGAUGCCUGCAUCAAGUCAUCACAUUUAUGGCAACACGUAGAAACACAUUCUUUGACAACUAACAUGAGAGCUUAUCUCUACGGUGACGCCAACGCUGCUGAGUUUGCAAGUCUCUUGCUGCGAGUUGGGAACGGUCAUAUACCGGUAGUUGAAGGACGUCAUACCAUCUUCAUUCCAGAAGAUCUUGGCACAGUUACCGACUCUCCUCAGACCUUGAUAGAGCGAGUGUACCCAAACUUGCAACAUCACUACCAAGACUUCCAAUGCUGUUUCCUGGAGAGAUAA
Molecule: messenger RNA, 723 nt
Organism: Corticium candelabrum
Lineage: Eukaryota; Metazoa; Porifera; Homoscleromorpha; Homosclerophorida; Plakinidae
Exons: 2
Coding region: 1-723 (240 amino acids)
Biological process (GO): DNA repair; telomere maintenance
Molecular function (GO): DNA helicase activity
Source: RefSeq, a predicted model, not a curated record